CGUAUUUUUUUCAAUUGGAAAUCGUCCGUGGCGUCGCGUAGGUUGUGUGUCCGCGAGAAAGCUCCCCAGAAAAUCGGUCCGCGCCUGUUAGGAAGCAGGAAAACGAAUUUCAUCCCUAGAAAGCAUACAGAACAACCGCGAGGAAAAGUCUCCGUGCGCUUUAUUUACCAUAUCGCGCCCAUCAUUUGAAGGCUGUCGUCGGCGUCCCGUGAAUGAAAUAUUUGGCAGCGAAACGUUUCGUUUUCCUCACGCUCAACGCUGUGUGGUGUGUUUUGGGUGGUGUGUAUGUGCGUGCCCGUGUUUGGCUGCAACAGUAGCGUGCGUGUGCAAUAAUUGCAGUGUGUUAUGAGCAUUAAUAGCAAGGCAAGAAGCAAUAGGAGCGUUGCAUUUUAAACCAAAUAGCAGAAAUAUCCUCUCGAGCAGCCAGCAUCUCCGUUGUGUACGAAGCAAAAGGGCGUAUAAAUCUCUGUGUUUUGUAGUCAGCGUGUCAGCGAGAGCGAGAUAGCGAAACCCGCAAGAAAACCCCACUUGAAUCCCGAAGGGAAAAACACAUUUUUAACCGUCCAAGUAGCCUGCUCUGUACCAAUUCCGUCAAGUGUGAUUAACAGCAGGGUUUUUAAAAAGUGUGCGCUUGUGUGUGUGUGUGUACCGUACCGUGUGUAUAACAGAGUGUCCCUGGGUGUGAAGCAGCGAUAAAUCGGAUUCGAAAAAACCGGGAGAAAGUGUGAUAAUUUCUGCACUUUCUUAACUUAUAAACCACCAUUUCCAUCAUACAAACGCUGCCAAACCGACAGGACGACAACAUGAACGGCUACACGGAUCUGCCCACAACCAUGGAAAACAGCCGAAACUGCCUGCGACGGAUCGCGCGACACGAUGACCAGGAGUUCUCUAACCAAAGCAUACUGAACGCCAUGGAAAAGUUCGUCAAGAACGUAAAUGCCAUGGACGAGACGAUACUGGUACCGUGCAGAUUAAUGGAUCGCAAGGUCGGUGACGCUACAGACACUGUGCCAGUUGCACCAAAAGCACAACAUCACGGCGCACACCAUGGCAAGAAAUCGAACCGCGCUUCGAUACGCGAAGUGCUGAACACUUCAGAGCUGUUCCAGCUGUACAACAUGCUGAAGUUGGUGAAGGUCGAUCUGCUUUGGGGGCGCCAGGAUGCGGAAGACAGUGUCGAGGAGUCGGUGGUAAAGGGUUGUGCGACGAAGAAAGUGACAUCCUCGUCCAAGAGUAACAGCAAUAACACUGACACCACCGGCACGAACAAUUCCACCGCAAACAGCAGCACUAGCAGUAAUACAGCCACGACGGACGUGACCACGACAAACAGCAACAACGCUAGCGGAAGCGAAAAGGCCGAUCCUGCCAUGAUGACAUCGACCAUUAAGGGCCACAAUCGACGACCGAGCACGGUAUCGGUAGCUUCCUCCAACUCGGCCAGCACGCUGAGCGAUUCCGAGAGUGAAACGUCGGCGGAAAACGAUUCCGGCAUCGAGUCGGAGGGUAACCAGGAGCAGGAUCGCAGCACCGAGCUUGCCAAGCAGUUUCGCACGCAUCUGAUCGGACUGUACCGGUCGCUGGAGCAGAUGAGUGAAGCUGCCAACUAUCUGACUGCUCGGUAUCAGAGUGAUGUUGGGCCGGUUUAGAUUGUCCGUCGUCGCCACCAGAUCACCUUCCUCGACGCUUACCUUCUCCGGGUGUGUGGGCAGAUUGGCAGAAUGGCCCAUUGAGCUGUUGUGUUGGUAAUCACCGUUGCUAGUGCACCGCUAUCUGAGAUUUGCUGUUGGUUUCUCGCGGACAAGGACCAGGAAGUUUGAAGGCAUUUCCGGUUGGUUCAUUUUCGGAACUCACAGUUAAAAUAACGCGAUGGAGAUAAAAUCUGAUCCUAAAGUAGAGAAUCGUUCAUAUUAGUUACAUUGAUCGCACAGAUCAUAGCUAGGACCUCCGGGGUGAGUAAUGGAUCUGUCGUAACUGAGAUCUUCGAUGCGAACCAGAAAAGCAAAAUUACAGGACCAGGACCUGGCUGUACGUGAACCAAACCGGAUAUGACGAUCGUUCGUGCCUGGCAGGAAGCAGAGACAGAAGAGAGGCAAGAGGUACGCGACUUGUCACAAACCUUUGGUGAUAGACUUCAUGAUUGUAAAUUCGUUUAUUUGUGUGUGUGUGUGUGUGCAUGUGUGUGAGAGCGAGCGAUGUAAGCGCGCGUGGAACUGAUUUAAGGAGGAGCGUUGGUGCGUGUGUGUGUGUGUGUAGGUUAGGGCGGAUUGCUGAGGGCGAAGAAAGCAGCUUGGCGAUAAUGGAUAGUGUUCUAGUAAACAAAAAACAUGAAAUGCACACAAGUUUAGCGAUUUACGAGUAACACACACUCACACACACACAGAAGAAGACCGUCACACUGCGAUUUGCUUCGAGAAACCCAUUUCGCCUCCGGUAGAGCAGAUAUGACAUAUGAAGGAUAUGUUUUGUUUCUCGCCCCAUAAAACCACCACUCAUGCGUGCGCUCGAGCGGUACGAUCCUAAAUUGCAAUCUUCCUCCCGCCCGAAAAGGUUGCGUACUUGAGACUUUCUUUUUCAAGCUUUAUGUAUAUUAAAUUAUUUAUAGUUUCUCUGUACAUUCUGUAUCCCGCGCCUGUAGUAGCAACAGAGAGGCAACAGAAUGCGUGCCUGCGGGACUAGUCCUGCGAGCGCGCUCCUCUGGCAGUAGUCACUUGAUUCUUUGUUUUGGUUGGGUGAAUGUGUUCGAAUAUUUAAGUGAGCGAUGCUGGAUGGUUAAGGUCGUGUGAGGAGGGAACACAACGAGCUAUAACAUAUCCUAUGCGCCGGCCGAAUGUGACAUAGGACUCACAUUACGAUAGCCGCGUACCUUACGACGAGCCGCGUAGGUCUAGAGGUGCAGCAAAGGACAACAAUUCUGGGGAUGGCGGAGAUAACUGAAGCCACAACAAUUUGAAUAUGACUGCAGCUAAUGACAACCUAACCCCAAAAAUUUGUGCAGCCUGCAAAAAGGUUGAGAGAGAGAGAUGAUAAGUUAUUUAUUCCGGCUCAUUAGUUUUUGCCCUCGUAGCCCAGUAAUACAAUACUCUUUUCCAACCACCAAUCGGAAUGCAAAGCAAGGGACAACAGAAAUGGGGCAAUAAAAUAUGCAUGAUAUUUGUUUCGUUGUUGUUAUACAUGUACACACGCGUUUUCUACUAAAAUGACCCUUGUGGCAAAAAACCUCGGCGAAUUGACGUACGAACAAGGACACAAGUUGCGCGUAGCAAAAGCAAAACAAAAAAAAACCCAACAAGUCUUUCAUAUCGAUCGUCGGUGCAGCAUUUGAAACACGAAAGCAUUUAGUAAGUGAAGCAGAACCACCAACCAACAAAGAUGGAGGAACUUUGAAAAGAAAAGGUACGCUCUAGUACGAUCACCUCAGGAUCGAUCACCUUUUGGCAUCGAAUUAAAUGCUUGUGCGUGCGUUAUGCGCCAUGGAUGGUCGCGAGUCGGUUAGUUUAGGUUUGAUUUAAAAUCCCAACUAGUUCGCUCAUUUCCGCUUUCCUCAUUCGUUCAUCCGUUUUUGUGUGUGUGUGCGCCUUUUUCCUCGCGGCUAGUGUGUGUGUGUGUAGGUAGAUCGUUGCUGCAAGUGCACACCCGUACAAGAGACAUAACAUAAUGGUGAUUUAAGCUUUAGAGUAAAUAAGCCUUGCAUUACAUACGUUUUGUUUGAAUUUGGUCAAUGGGUCAAAUUGGGGAAUAAAUAGUGUUUAAGUGAAGCGUAGGCACACACACACACACACACGGUGAUAAGCUAAUAAUCACGGUAGAUAGUGUUUCCGGCGGGGAGUUUUUCGGUUGAUACAAAAUGGGUGUAUGAUAAUGGUGGAUUUUGGCUAAGUGGAAAAGGUGCGUGAUAUAUGAUGAUGCUGGGAGUUACAGAAAGAAGCGUUUUGAUAACCAUACUUGAAUGAUUGCGUGUCUUUUUUUUUCGUGUGCCUCGAUAGAAGACAAAGUUCGAAUCUGGCAAUCAAAUGUUUGGCUCAAGGUAGUUCAUGAUACUACAGGUUUGCUGCAAUCGUUUGCUUCCGGUGAUCUACAUUUCAUUUCUAGCUAGCUAGUGUGGUAUGGUUAAUACUGAAAAAAGGCACACUUAAACCUUUUCUGCAGCGUUUUGAAACCUACCGUGGGGGGGAUGUGAGUGGUUUGAGCGCCAGCGAAAAGAUAAUAAAAUCAUUCCGUACUAUAUUAAUCAAGCAGAAGAUGUAUGAGCUGAAACAAUAAUUUUAGUGCACAACAUAAAAAAGUUAAAGCGAGUAAAAAAAAAACCGGAAAAAACGUAAGCAACUCAAAAAGUGUAACAACAAAACAUAAAACUUUGCUGCAAUAUGUAAAAAUUAGGGAAUGAAAUUGAAGAGUAAAGACGGAAACAGAAAGCCUGAUACACAAUGGUUGGUGAUAGUAGGAAAGAAGAGAAAAACACGUAAGAAGCAAAAUGAAGGGGUGAAAGUGACAAAAAAUGGUGACAGAAAAAUGUCAUUGGCAGUAGCUAGGGGUGCGUCUGUGUGCUAAAAUUCGAAGUGCCACCAUAGGCAUCCGCUGCAGAUUAUUUCACGUCCGUUGCAAAUCAAAGAAUCAGAAGGCUCUGAGCCUUGUUUCCACAAAAACUAGAAAACUAUCCUGGAGCAACGUUAAAAUCAAGCGAUUAGUAAGCGAACCGUAAACUGUAGUUUGAAGCAAGUGCUAAAGCAAUCGAACCUAAAUAUAUUCCAAGCAAAGCGGAUGACGGCGAAACCGGCGGCAGAGACACGCGUGAUAAUGAUGAUCAUGAUGUAAAGUGCGCCCUGGGCAGUUGUAAGUCAAAAUGUGUAAAGUUUGUUAGUCUAGCUAUUAGUGAGCCCGUUGUCAACUAGUGAAAAGAAUCUGAAAAGCGAAAUGGAAAAAUAAAACGUGACAUAGCGAAAAAAUAUA
This is a messenger RNA of Anopheles stephensi (Asian malaria mosquito), 4953 nucleotides long. RefSeq lists its product as uncharacterized. Bases 804 to 1652 code for a protein of 282 amino acids. The record is from RefSeq and is a predicted model, not a curated record. Gene Ontology annotation, biological process: regulation of lipid biosynthetic process. The transcript has 3 exons. Gene Ontology annotation, cellular component: cytosol. NCBI's taxonomy places the organism in Eukaryota, Metazoa, Arthropoda, Insecta, Diptera, Culicidae.